AAGAUUAGCGUGAGUCAGUGCCGAGAUAAGGAGUUUCCGAAGCGUUUUGGGCACUUUCCCGGGCGCUUUUCCCCUUCCCGGCCACCCGGCGGCUCUGUGUGCAUCCGAGGGCACUUUUCCGUGUGAUCAUCGGCGUCGUGCGCGCUCCCGGAGUCUGGCUCGCUGGCAGUUGGGUGUAUUGGCGGAGUGUGAGUGGGGAGUGUAUUGGAAUAAUUGGAAUAUGCUUGGGAUGGGGCGCACUUCUCUCUCACUCUCGCUGGACAGAGGCGCGGAGCAAGUAAGAAAAACACACUGUGUGUUGAUCAGAAAAAAUUAGCGAGUAUCUAACACCAUCAGUUUGCCAGUGACUACCAAGAUAUCAAGAUGGAAGACUACUGGGGUCUCGCGAGGAAUAAUGGCUUAAACUGUACCCCGCCAGCAAUUGAUGACUUUCCCAGGGAUUACUUCACGGAGGAGCAGCGACAAGCUGGUGCUGUGGUGCUUCACAUAGUCGGCAGUUUGUAUUUAUUCGCAGCUCUGGCUGUUGUCUGUGAUAAAUACUUUGUACCUGCCGUUGAGAAAAUAUGUCAAGCACUUAAUAUGUCAAACGACGUGGCGGGAGCGACAUUCAUGGCGGCAGCGACAUCAGCUCCCGAACUCUUUGUCAACGUGAUUGGGACAUUCAUUACGGAGGGCGAUAUUGGGAUAGGCACCAUAGUGGGAUCAGCUGUAUUCAACAUUCUCGCCGUGGCGGCGUGCUGCGGCAUCGGAGCUGGAAUGGUGGUGCCGCUCGAUUGGUGGCCUCUAACGAGGGAUUGCCUCGCUUAUGGCAUCACAGUUGCCAUCCUCAUUUGCAUAAUUCACGACGAACGCGUGGAAUGGUACGAGGCGCUGACGCUCGUGCUGCUCUACAUUGUCUACAUAGCCGUCAUGUAUUUCGAUAAGUCCUUCCAGAAAUGCGCAAGAGGCAGUUUGAAGCACGCACGACAACGUAGAUCUCACGAUGGCACAGCGAGUAUUCGGUCGAAGAGCAGUCGGGAGAUGGAGACUCUGGAGGCUCACUUGCCGCUCCGCAUUGAGCACUUCCAGCAGAAUGGCAAUAUCAAGAACAUCACCCACAUUGACGCCAGCAACAAUGAGCUCACCACGGCCAUUGACGCGCAGUCCAAGACCACGCCGGUCAGGGUGGCGGAGGCCGUGGUCGAGUCACCGGACAACUCGGCCGUGGACAUGAAGCAGGACGCCGAGGUGAAGGUGGAGGCGAAGGAGGUGGCAGAGCCGGAGGAGAACAACGUGGACUUCUCCCUGCUGCGCUAUCCCUGCGAGGGCAGCUGCUUCCGGCAGAUCGUGUGGAUCGUCACCUGGCCCAUCCACCUGGUCUUCUUCUUCACCAUUCCGGACUGCGAGAAGCCGCGCCUCAAGAAGUGGUUCCCCAUGACCUUCGUCAUGUGCAUCAUCUGGAUUGGGUCGCUGUCCUACUUGGUGGCCUGGAUGAUAACGAUAAUCGGUGACACACUGAAGAUUCCCGACUCCGUGAUGGGUAUCACAUUUUUGGCAGCCGGAACGAGCGUCCCCGAGGCCGUGUCAAGUGUCAUUGUGGCGAAGCAGGGGCACGGAUCAAUGGGCAUAAGCAAUUCAAUUGGGUCCAACACCUUCGACAUUCUGCUGUGCCUGGGCCUGCCAUGGCUCAUUAAGGCCGCCUUUCUGCCCAUCGAGCCCGGCCACCACUGGGUGGGCAUCAACUCCGCCGGACUCGAGUACUCGGCCAUCUCGCUCCUCUCCACGCUCCUCAUGCUCUACAUUACGUUCUCCUGCAACAAAUUCCGCCUCGAUCGCAGAGUUGGACACGUGUGUCUCAUCAUGUAUGCGGUCUUCUUAAUUCUAGCUAGUUUAAUUGAAUUAAAUGUGUUUUUCCGUGUCAAUCUGCCCACCUGUGGCCGGUGAGCAACCC
This is a messenger RNA of Phlebotomus argentipes, 1930 nucleotides long. RefSeq names its product sodium/potassium/calcium exchanger 3-like. Gene Ontology annotation, cellular component: membrane. Gene Ontology annotation, molecular function: calcium, potassium:sodium antiporter activity; calcium channel activity. The transcript is spliced from 8 exons. Gene Ontology annotation, biological process: calcium ion transmembrane transport; intracellular calcium ion homeostasis. The coding region runs from base 364 to 1923 and encodes 519 amino acids. Lineage: Eukaryota; Metazoa; Arthropoda; Insecta; Diptera; Psychodidae. The record is from RefSeq and is a predicted model, not a curated record.